UCAUGACCGAUAUCAUCACCUCAAUAUAAAAGCGCCAACAAAUUCUCACGGUGCUUAAUUAAUUACCAGGAAAAUUCACAAUAAUAAGAGAGUGAGGUAGAGAGAGAAAGAGUGGCAUCUCUGGGUUUCGUCUCCUUGGGUUGUGCCGUUUUCUCUGCCGGUUGUGUUACCUUUUGAUACAAAGGAAUUAAUAUUAUCUAGGACAUGGAGAAAGUUUGCCUGUGGUCAGAUUGCUACCAACAUAGGGCCUUUUCAUUCCAAGAAGUUCUUGACUGGCGAUUUUCCAUCGUUGGAGAUUUUCUUCUUGUUUCUUUUGUCAAUUGCACUUAGGCAAAAGCUAUUGUGAAGUGAGUGCGGGAAAGUGAAUGCGUAUAUGGUAUAUAAUAGAUGUUGAAUCUUUAGUGCGCUUCUACAAGUGAGUGGCAUAAACCAAUAUAUUCGGGAAGCUGCUUAUGCCGUUACUUCUACGAUGCCAUUGAUCUUCUUAUGCAAUUCCUUUGCUGAUAGUCCAAUGUUGAUGCAACAUCUCUUUUCUGAUCCUUUGGAAUCUUUUUUCUUGAGAGUGGUAGUGAAUAAUGUUCAGUCACCUUUAUGUGUUAUGCUCGAUGGUCGGUUGACAAAAGCUGUAUUCAGUCGAUUGAAGUGCUGCAUCAGAUUGAUUAUCUUGCACAGGAACAUAAUGCCCAGAAACAUAAUACAAAAACGUACUUAUCUGUCUUGUUUUCGUUAUCCAGUAAGUAGCAUUCAGGAGCUGUUGGAUUGCAAAAUGGAAAGGUGGAUUCAGCAACAUAAUGGUCGGUGCAGAUAUAAGGUCAUUAAAGAAGUCGGUAAUGGCACCUUUGGAAAUGUCUGGCGAGCUCUAAACAAGCAAUCUGGUGAAGUGGUUGCUAUUAAGAAAAUGAAGAAAAAAUAUUACUCGUGGGAAGAAUGUAUUAACCUCAGAGAAGUGAAGUGGAGUUGCUGUGUUGACAUCUUUCAGGAGUGUAAUUUAUACCAGCUAAUGACGGAAAGACGAAGCUUCUUCUCGGAGACUGAUGUGAGGAACUGGUGCUUUCAAGUAUUUCAAGGUCUUGCGUACAUACAUCAGCGUGGAUACUUCCAUCGCGACCUCAAGCCAGAGAACUUGCUCGUAUCAAAUGAUAUCAUAAAGAUAGCUGAUUUUGGUCUUGCUCGGGAGAUCAAUUCUCAACCUCCAUUGACUGAAUACGUUUCAACCCGCUGGUACAGAGCUCCUGAAGUUUUGGUUCAGUCUCCAACAUAUGGUCCCCCAGUUGAUAUGUGGGCAAUGGGAGCGAUAAUGGCAGAAUUAUUCACACUUCGUCCUUUAUUUCCUGGUUCCAGUGAGCCUGAUGAGAUCUACAAGAUAUGCUGCGUGAUAGGGAGUCCAACCAGGAGUGAGUGGAAUGAGGGUCUUGAACUUGCUAGUGCCAUAAAUUAUCAGUUCCCAUGGGUUCCUGGUGUCCGUCUUUCUUCCUUGCUACCAGGUGUUAGUGAGGAUGCAAUCAACCUUAUCAAGUCCCUAUGUUCGUGGAAUCCAUGCAAGAGGCCCACAGCCUUGGAGGUCCUUCAACAUCCUUUCUUUCAGAGUUGCUUUUAUGUUCCUCCAUCUGUACACUUUAAAGCUGGAACACCUCCUGCUGGAGCAAGGGGAGGUUUGGAGCAAAAUUAUGGAAUGAAGUAUAUGGGGAGUUCAUCAAACUUCAAACCGGAAAAUAGUUUCCCAUGUGCAAAGCCACAGGCAUACAUGGUUCCAGGUGCUCAACGGAAGUUGGACAUGAAUGAUCAGGCUUUGACUAAAAAUCCCAAUGAAUUAAGGAACUAUUCCAAGCUUCAGCCAAGAUAUCAGCCACCUGGGAUAAACUGCCCAUCUGUUAACCUAGGGAAAGCACAUGGUGUGGUGGAUGCAGUUGAUAAGUUUGCUAACAUGGCAGUGGGGCCCGGUAGGCCUCCACCUAUGAAGGUUGGAUGUUGGCAUAAGCAAUCUGAUUUGUUCCUUGGACGUUCACAAGAAAUUAUCCCAACACAAGCAGCUUAUAACAGGAAGGUUGCUGGAUAAAAAGAGAGAUUGCUACAGUUAUCACUUAUCUGGACAAGUUCUUAUGCUUCUGUUUGUACCUUAUGCUUUCUAUUUGUGUCUGGCAUAUUUGUGUGUUUUAUCUUAUGAUGUGUUGUUUCUCUUCCCGUUCCCAACUGAAUGCAAAAUAUGAAUACAGUCGCUUUUUAAGCUAAUGAAAGUAAUAAAUUAGUAAUAUAGUUGCUUAGCCUUUGGAAAUGUUGCUUCCAACUCAACACAAUGUUCACUGGUAAUGCAAAUGGC
This is a messenger RNA of Striga asiatica, 2317 nucleotides long. NCBI's taxonomy places the organism in Eukaryota, Viridiplantae, Streptophyta, Magnoliopsida, Lamiales, Orobanchaceae. The record is from the annotation of a GenBank genome assembly.